Cryptomeria japonica (Japanese cedar) is the source of this 980-nucleotide messenger RNA. Its product is annotated as probable LRR receptor-like serine/threonine-protein kinase At5g48740. The transcript has 4 exons. Lineage: Eukaryota; Viridiplantae; Streptophyta; Pinopsida; Cupressales; Cupressaceae. Bases 393 to 980 code for a protein of 195 amino acids. Gene Ontology annotation, biological process: protein phosphorylation. Gene Ontology annotation, molecular function: ATP binding; protein kinase activity. The record is from RefSeq and is a predicted model, not a curated record.
ACUUCAGAAGUUCAGGUAUCGUUGUUGGAUUUCGUGUCCUAAGUUUGUUUUGAGUUAGAUUAGAGUUGUAAUCUUAGUUGGCAACUACGGUAAAAUCUAAUUCUGUUUGGGUUUGAAUCAGAUCUACUAAGAUCUGGUAAAAACGAUGGGGUAGAGAUUGGAUCAAUCAUUGGAGGCAUUCUCGCUGCUCAACUAGUCUUGGUAUUGAUUUUUAUCUAUCGUAGAAGAUACUCUCGAAAAUCAGGUGAGGAGAUCAAUUUCACCUUGUUCCUCCAUAAAUCUAAUCGUCAAAUCACAAUAAAUGUUGCUUAAACUUGCCCCUUGUUUUUUUUUCACUCAAGAUUUUUCUGAUUGGAAUUUGGAAGCCAAAUGCAAAUGCAGAUUUACCGGUCAUGGUACCGAACAAUGUCAGAACUCGUUCAUUUAGCAUAGAAGAGCUGAGGACAGUGACACAGAAUUUCAGCCAAGAGAUCGGUAAAGGAGGUUUUGGAACUGUCUUCUAUGGCAAGUUACUGGAUGGAAAAGAAAUUGCUGUAAAAGCGCUAUCCUCUUCAUCGAAGCAAGGAGUAUUAGAGUUCUUAAAUGAGAUUGACCUUCUCUCAAGAGUGAGUCACAAGAACUUGGUGUGGUUGCUUGGCUACUGCAACUCCUCCAAGGAGCUUAUGCUUGUUUACGAAUACGUGGGUGGAGGAUCACUCAGGGAUCACCUUCAUGGUUCUUUGGCAAACUCCUCUGCCCUAGACUGGAAAGCUAGGAUUCGAGUAGCUCUAGAUGCAGCAGAAGGUUUGGAAUUUAUGCAUUCGAGGUCCAGACCGAAAAUCAUUCACAGAGAUGUGAAGAGAUCAAACAUUCUCCUAGACUUGAAUAUGAGGGCAAAAAUCGCAGAUUUUGGGCUUUCAAAAAUUCUUCAAGAUGAUUGGAUCUCUCAUGUGACUACCACAACUGCUUACUCAAAGAUUAUUGUAACUUUCCUUGAUUGA